AUGUCUGAAGCUGGGGAACAUCACUCACUCGUCAGUGUGUGUUCUGCAGCCAGGUAUUCUCCUCAAAGGAUGAAUUGCAAGCACACUUCAGAACGUCAUGCAAAUCGUGAAAUAGAUAUAAAGGGUAAACCUCGGGUGGUGGAGAAGAAGACUGAAAACGGGAGUCCCAGUAAAGCUGUGGGUGAAAAGAAUAACGCGCCUGUUUCUCCAAAGGCUGUAGAUAAUGCAGUUUGUGAUGUAUGCGGUGAACGUUUCAGCACCGUUUCCCUUGCCAUCUCUCACAAGUUUCGCAAACAUCCAGAGUCUGAAGUGAAACAUUAUUGUCCACACUGUGGCAUGAUGUUCCCAAUAAAGGUAAAUCGUGAUAAUCAUGUCCUGGCUCACCCGGCAAUUACACCAAAGCAAGUUUUUCCAUGUAUGUCAUGUGGUGUAUCUUUUUACAAUCUUGCAGCUAGGAAGUUUCACAUGGACUCUGCUCACAAAGGGUCUAAUCGCAUGAUUAACCCUAUUGACACUCCUGCUCCCAGUUUGAAAAUAGUUCUGAACAAUGCAGGUGAAGCUUAUAGCGUAUAUUACUGUCAUCUGUGCGGCUGUGAAUAUCAAGUAAAAUACAACCUUCAAAAGCAUCUUGAGACCCGUCACUCUGAAUUGGAACGCACCUCUGUGCCAGAGCAAAUAGUUCAGUGCAAUUUGUGUACAGCUCUCUUUUAUUCAAAGAGGGCCUAUGAAGCACACAGUCACCAUCACAGGGAAUCAGACUUAUAUGCUACUAAUGAGGCAAUGAGGCAGAGUAUAGUGCAAAGAAUCGAUCAAGAUUUUGACCAGCGAAGAGUUCCAACAACUAUAGAAAGGUACUUAUCAGCUUCAGCAGUUAGUUCUAAUCGAUCAGCCACUUGGCGUAAUAUUAGAGCAGCAAGACGAAAAGAGGAGCUGCUGAUAUCUCGCCCGAAGCAGAAACACAUUGAAACCAAGGAGCUUGUCGUUAAAAUUAAUUCUAAGUAUGUGCCAGUUGCUUCCAAAAAAUCAAGAACUCAUUCCUUAACUUCCAGUUGCUCAGUGUUGCCUACUAGUGAUUUAAACGAGAAGAGUGUUUUUAGUGAUGGCAGUACUUCUGAAGAUAUAGAUGAUUAUUUGCAAAGUGAAAAUCUUUGCUGGGGAAUGGGAAGCAAAAGUACAUCGAAGAAACGAAUGCUCAAUGACUCUGAGGAGGAUGACUCUGAAGUUCGAACUUUAGGGUCUGUUAAUCCAGACACUGUCAUGCCUAAUCCAAAGUUGAUUUGUGUUGAUGUAGGAAACAAGGCCUCACCAUUACCUGAUGAUAAUAGUGAAGUGUUGAGUGAAAACUUGGAGGAGAGACUAUGUCCUGAAAAGAUCAAGACUAUAAAUGAAAAAAGACCAAGAAGUAAAAGAAUUGAUUCCAGCAGUAAAAAGAUAUCAAAAAGCAAGGACUGUAGUGCUGCUGUGGGAGACAUCAGUAAUUUUAGCUCUGACAAAGAUGGGAACAGUGGAAUGCUAAUGGCUUAGGGCAGUUCCAUUGAACGACAACCUUGAAUCACAACUGUAAUGUUUAAUAGCUGCAACCAAGACUGGAACUGAGCUGUAAAUUAAUUAUAUUGGCAAGGUUUGCUUAAGUCUGUCAUUGAUCUUACACAGAGGUAGUUUUAGAGCUUCAGAAACAUUCCUGUAUACCAUUGAAAUUAUUCCUAUUUCCUAAACAGAGUUUUGUUCACAUAGCUUUGACAUAUUUUUUCCCCAUCAAGUUAGACCAUCUGUUUUUUGACUGGUAUUCAUAUUCUGAAGUAUGUUUUGGCCUUAGAAAUCAUAGUUAUUUGCAGAUGUCUAGACAGUUGAAUAUUCAUAUACUAUAUGAAGUAGUGUGAAUCAUAAAAUCAAAAUAUCUAUCAAGUGUGUGACAAGUAUUAUAUUUAUGCAGUAUUUUUUAAAUAGAAGUUAUCAAAUUUAUACCUCACUAUACUUAUUAUAAUUACACUGUACCUUAGAAAUUUAGUAGUUAACAUGGAAUGUUUGCUCAUACUGAAUAUAUUUAUUAUAUUGAAAUUACAUAAUUAUGUAUAUAUUAUAUAAUUAUCUUUACUGUACAUUUCAAUAAAAUAGGCUUUAUCCCCAUAAGCAAACUUAGAUUACUGGUAUCUCAUCGAAGAGUUUCAUCUGCAUUGAAGGUUUGUAUAUGGCAUUAGAAUAAAUGAAUUAGAUUUUC
Macrobrachium nipponense is the source of this 2218-nucleotide messenger RNA. RefSeq lists its product as uncharacterized. Gene Ontology annotation, biological process: regulation of transcription by RNA polymerase II. NCBI's taxonomy places the organism in Eukaryota, Metazoa, Arthropoda, Malacostraca, Decapoda, Palaemonidae. The transcript is spliced from 8 exons. The coding region runs from base 1 to 1524 and encodes 507 amino acids. Gene Ontology annotation, cellular component: chromosome. Gene Ontology annotation, molecular function: chromatin insulator sequence binding. The record is from RefSeq and is a predicted model, not a curated record.